CGUGGCGGUCAGCAGGCAGCCGGGCCGCAGGUCCCGCGAGCCGCGAGCACGCCCGGGGAAGCAGACGCACGGCGACGGCGCGCGAAGCGGGAAAUGGAAUUGGAUUGAGUCCUCUCGCUUCCCGUAAUCCCACUCGGCCCCCCGGACCGGCCGCCGGACCGCCAGCCGCCGCCCACCGUCGCCUGUGAGCAGCGCCCGCCUGGGGACAAAGUACACUACUUUCAAUCUGGAAAACCGUCAAAUGAAGAAACGUGCUUAAAGUUCUAGAUCGUUUACAGAAGAGAGACCUGUUCAGCUUUAAGGAAGAAAGAAUAAUGUUGUCCUUAAAUAACCUACAGAAUGUCAUCUACAACCCGGCAAUCCCCUAUGUUGGGACCAUUUCUGAACAGUUGGAGCCUGGAAGUUUGAUUGUUAUACGAGGACAUGUGCCUGGUGAUUCAGACAGAUUCCAAGUGGACUUACAGUGUGGAAGCAGUGUGAAGCCUCGCGCCGAUGUGGCCUUUCAUUUCAACCCACGUUUCAAAAGGACCAACUGCAUUGUGUGCAAUACUCUGAAAAACGAAAAGUGGGGUUGGGAAGAGAUCACUCAUGACAUGCCUUUCAGUAAAGAGAAGUCUUUUGAAAUUGUGAUCAUGGUGUUGAAAGACAAGUUUCAGGUGGCUGUAAAUGGAAAACACACGCUGCUCUACAACCACAGGAUUAGCUCUGAAAAUAUUGACACUCUGGGCAUUUAUGGCAAAGUGAAUAUUCACUCAGUUGGUUUUAACUUCAGCUCGGAUUUAAGAAGUACCCAGGUACCUUCUUUGGAACUGACAGAGAUAAGUAAAGAAAAUGUACAAAAGGCUGACACAUCACACCUUCCUAGUGAUAGAGAAGGAGAAAUUUCUAAAACCGUACCCAGAACUGUCUACACCAAGAACAGAGUUUCGGCCACCAGUCACACUUUGACUUGCGCCAAAACACUACCUCUCAGCUGUUUGUCAAAGACUCUGCCAUUCACUGCCAGGUUGAACAUCCCAAUGGGCCCUGGACGAACUGUCGUGAUUAAAGGAGAAGUGAAUACAAACGCCAAAGGCUUUCAUGUCGAUCUAAUAUCAGGAAAAUCAAAAGAUAUUGCUCUCCAUUUGAACCCGCGCCUGAAUAGUAAAGCAUUUGUGAGAAAUUCUUUUCUUCAGGAGUCCUGGGGAGAGGAAGAGAGAAAUAUUACCUGCUUCCCAUUCAGUCCUGGGAUGUACUUUGAGAUGAUAAUUUAUUGUGAUGUCAGAGAAUUCAAGGUUGCAAUAAAUGGUGUGCACAGCCUGGAGUACAAACACAGAUUUAAGGAGCUUAGCAAUAUCGAUACACUGGAAGUUGACGGAGAUAUCCACUUACUGGAAGUAAGGAGCUGGUAGCCGACGUGACUGCUGAAAACUGAAAUACAAAAUGGCUUAUAUAAUGCUGGCCUCGUUCCUGUGCAUCUCACUCGCAUUACAUUAUUAACAUACAUUGUUAACAUGGGCUUACAUAAUGUGAAGCUGGACUGGGUAUUCCCAGGCCUUGCCAUGCAGUGUGGUGUUGUCUGGAAUGAAGAAAUUUGGGGUAACAGUAACUUCUUGCUGUUAUGGUGAUUCUGCUCUCGCUUGCACCCUGGUUGCCUCUUGUUUAAAUUUGCUUCAUAUUCAACAAGUGUUUAUGGCAUGCCCACCGAGGGUGGCUAAUAGGCACUGAGCACUGAUCUUUGUUAGCACUGUGCCAGGAGUAAAGGAAGAAACACACUGGUGUGGAGAACGACCAGUCUGGAACUCAAGCUUUUCUGUACGCUCGUUUUUAUUUCUAGGUAUUGCAUAAACCCACCAGGGACUUAAAAGCAUUACUUAGCUAUUUAAAUCGCCCUAAUUUAAAGAAGAUUCUAAUUUAGUGAUCAUCUUCCUAACCACUCUUUUUGAUGUUGAUGGAGACGUAUGGCUCCUUCUUUCUUCCAUCCCCUGCCUCCCCCCCCCUUCCUUCCAACAAUCAGUGGUGCUGGGAGGGCCAAAACCACUGUUUUUGAUGUUGAUAAAUACAUAUGGCUAUUUCCUUUCCUUUCCUUUCCCUCUCCCUCUUUCUUUCUUUCCUACACCUGGUGGUGCUUCGAAGGCCUUUCUGCUCACUGUUCUGAGAGAUUGCUAGGGGACCGUGAAAUGCUGGGUAUUAAACACAGGCCUCGUGUGUAAAGCACAAGUUCUAGUCCUCGGAGCUGUCUCCUAGCCUUGGCUUUUCCUUCGGCAUAACUACUACCUAAAUGUACAAGCCUCUAGCACUUACCAGAUAAAUGAUAUGGAAUUUGAACAUUACAUAAAGAUUAGGCGUGCACAUGCGCGCACACACACACACACGCACGCAUGCACACAAGCAAAAAGGCAAAACAAAAACUAUUGUUGAAACUAAUUUGAUGUCAGUUUUAAGUUUUGUGCUAAUAAAUGCGUAUUUUAGAACAUUUGAAUUAAUGGCUGGAGAGACAGUACAGGGCUGUUAAGGCACCUGCUUUGCACGUAGCUGAGCCUGGUUUUAUCCCACCACCCCAUUGGGUCUUCUGGGCACUGCCAUUGAUUCUUAAGUGCAGAGACAGGAGUAAACUCCUGAGCACUUUCAGGUGUGACUCCGAAACAAAGCAAAACCAAAAAAACAAAACCUGGACUUACAGCAAAUCAAAGAUCUGCUCAUACUCCUAUAGAAAGUUUUAAGAUCACGGCCAGAUGAAUGUGGCCUGUUAGUUUAUGGGUAACAAAGCACUGUCAAGAUGAGAUAUAAAAGUUUGUAAAACAGCCAUAUUAGAGAUACAUGAAGACCGUGGGAGUGGUCACAUAAGUGUCGUUAGUUCACACACAAAACUUUCCACCUCUCUGCUCUUGCAAAGAUCAGCUCGUCAUCAUUAGGCUGAGAUCAAAAUAUUGUCCUACUUUAAGUGAUUAAAAUCAAACCUGUAUCAGCAAGUUAAAUUGUUGCAUUUCUGUAAUUUUUUCCUAUUCUUUGAAGCAGGUUGGCAGAAGUUCUUUAUAGAAUUUUUACGUGUCAGAUCUUGUUACAGGAAAUUUCAAAGGCUUGGGAGUGGGGAGGUAAAAAACUAAAUUAGUCAGAUCAUUUCAUUAUAUUAAGUUGCUGGGCUAAAUUUUGCCAGGAUUAUGGAUAAAUACUAUUUGUAGCCAUACUUUGGAAAGGUACUGUUACCAACCUCAACUUUUUAUAUCUGUGGAAAGUUCUAAUACCUAAUUCUUUUCCAUCUGUUCAUGUCAGUUGUUUAUUCUGGGCUAGGGCUGGAGCGAUAGCACAGCGGGUAGGGCAUCUGCCUUGCACGCAGCCAACAUGGCCGACCCGAGUUCGAUUCCUCCGCCCCUCUCGGAGAGCCCGGCAAGCUACCGAGAGUAUUCGAUAUGCCAGACACAGUAACAACAAAGUCUCCAAUGGAGACGUUACUGGGCCCGCUCGAGCAAAUCGACGAUCAACGGGAGGGCCUUUACUUUUACUUACUUACUGACACUAAAAGAAAUCACUCGGGGAACAGGGUGAGAAUUGAGAGUUGAAGGUCAGAAGGCUCUAAAAUUCCUCAAAGUUGUUAUUUUUUACAUAAAGACAUCAAGAGGUUUAAGACUGAGAUGUUGGGGACUGUAGGUCAUUUAAGGAAAAUUUAUACUAUUUCUUGUGAGUUUAAACAAUAUAUUUUCAUUUUCUCUACACAGACAAUUACUAAGACUUAUGAUUCUUUGAUCGAAUACAAAAUGUCAAGGUGUUUUUUUGGGGGGGUAAGAAACUGUUAACAUUUAUUAAUGAAUUCUGAGACCUUUCUUAAUGAAAAGUAUGAAUAUCUAGCAAGUCACAUCUUUAAAUUGCAAGCCAGGCUUUUCGCUUUGUCACAAUUCUGCGCCAGAUUUCUGUAUUAAAUAGCUCAAAGGAGUUCAAACUAAUUCAGACAUUCUGUGGGGCAGUUCUUCAGAUGCCUUAAAAUGCAUAAUUGAAAAUA
Sorex fumeus (smoky shrew) is the source of this 3976-nucleotide messenger RNA. RefSeq names its product galectin 8 (gene LGALS8). NCBI's taxonomy places the organism in Eukaryota, Metazoa, Chordata, Mammalia, Eulipotyphla, Soricidae. Gene Ontology annotation, molecular function: carbohydrate binding. The record is from RefSeq and is a predicted model, not a curated record. The coding region runs from base 315 to 1391 and encodes 358 amino acids. The transcript is spliced from 11 exons.